CUCUAAAAUUUCGCCUUUGCCUGCAUCAAUCGCCCUGCGACGCCAUUGAACAUCAUCGCGAACUCUCCCCUCCUAUUUUGACAAUCAACACCACCAUACAUCACCCCGGACCACCACACAAAUCAUCAUCAUGGCGGAAGGCAGCGGAAUCGACCGUAAGGCUGAGGAGAGGAUGGAGUUUUCCACCUCCAAAGAAGUGACGGUUCACCCGACCUUCGAGUCGAUGUCUCUCAAGGAAAAUCUCUUGCGCGGCAUCUACGCUUAUGGCUACGAAUCCCCUUCGGCCGUCCAGUCCCGCGCCAUCGUCCAGGUCUGCAAGGGCCGCGACACCAUUGCCCAGGCCCAGUCCGGUACGGGUAAGACGGCGACCUUCUCGAUCAGCAUGCUCCAGGUUAUCGACACGGCGGUGCGCGAGACCCAGGCUCUCGUCCUCUCCCCGACCCGCGAACUCGCGACCCAGAUCCAGUCCGUCGUCAUGGCCCUCGGCGACUACAUGAACGUCCAAUGCCACGCCUGCAUUGGAGGCACCAACGUUGGCGAGGACAUCCGCAAGCUUGACUACGGCCAGCACAUCGUCUCGGGAACCCCGGGACGCGUCGCCGACAUGAUCCGCCGCCGUCACUUGCGCACGCGUCACAUCAAGAUGCUCGUCCUCGACGAGGCCGACGAGCUCCUCAACCGCGGAUUCCGUGAGCAGAUCUACGACGUUUACCGAUACCUGCCGCCCGCGACGCAGGUCGUCGUCGUCAGCGCCACGCUGCCGUACGACGUGCUCGAUAUGACCACCAAGUUCAUGACGGAUCCUGUGCGCAUCCUCGUCAAGCGUGACGAACUGACGCUCGAGGGACUCAAGCAAUACUUCAUCGCCGUCGAGAAGGAGGACUGGAAGUUCGAUACCCUGUGCGAUCUCUACGACACCCUGACCAUCACGCAGGCCGUCAUCUUCUGCAACACGCGGAGGAAGGUCGACUGGCUGACGGACAAGAUGCGCGAGGCCAACUUCACCGUCAGCAGCAUGCACGGCGACAUGCCGCAGAAGGAGCGUGACAGCAUUAUGCAGGAUUUCCGCCAGGGCAACAGCCGUGUGCUCAUCUCGACCGAUGUGUGGGCGCGCGGUAUCGAUGUGCAGCAGGUCAGUCUGGUCAUCAACUACGACCUGCCGAGCAACCGUGAAAACUAUAUCCACCGUAUCGGCCGAAGCGGUCGCUUUGGACGCAAGGGUGUCGCCAUCAACUUCGUUACCAGCGAGGAUGUUCGUAUCCUGCGCGACAUUGAGUUGUACUACUCGACCCAGAUCGAUGAGAUGCCCAUGAACGUGGCCGAUCUCAUCUCUUAAGCUUGUGGCUGAGAUGAACUCAACAAGUUUCUGAUACCCUCGCUUCAGCAGAAGCCGAGGGUCAUGACGAAAAGGCUGACGAGAAGGCCGUCAAGCCAUGAAGAAGCGGAGGAAGGGGGCUCGAGUUGGAAGCAGAUGCAAACAAGAUUGUCAACCAAAACCAAAACUCACAACUUCACGAGUGACCGGCAGGCGUCAAAACGAACAACUGGAUCGUUGAUUUCUGGGCGCAAAAUGUCAUUAUUCGUAGUACUAUGAACAGCUGCACUUUGCGCUGAAUGGGUAUACAAACGCAUGAUACCCUCCAUCGCCCCUUUUGCCGCUCCCAACGCCAUGCAAGCACACAUUCCCUGGUAAUC
Molecule: messenger RNA, 1695 nt
Organism: Colletotrichum destructivum
Lineage: Eukaryota; Fungi; Ascomycota; Sordariomycetes; Glomerellales; Glomerellaceae
Product: Putative ATP-dependent RNA helicase DEAD-box, Helicase superfamily 1/2, ATP-binding protein
Exons: 4
Coding region: 131-1336 (401 amino acids)
Cellular component (GO): nucleolus; catalytic step 2 spliceosome
Molecular function (GO): ATP binding; mRNA binding; RNA helicase activity
Source: RefSeq, a predicted model, not a curated record